Messenger RNA from Theobroma cacao (cacao), 2838 nucleotides. The record is from RefSeq and is a predicted model, not a curated record. NCBI's taxonomy places the organism in Eukaryota, Viridiplantae, Streptophyta, Magnoliopsida, Malvales, Malvaceae.
GAAAGGGAGAGAGAGAGAGAGAGAGAGAGGACCUUAUCUUUGGGCUGCCUGCAAAAGACAUUUAACGCAAAAGGCGAAAAGGAAAAUACUAGAGCCAACAGAAAAUCCUCUCAAAAAGAUUAAAAGGAAAAAACACCCACACACUCACACUCACACUCACACAGAGAACAGAGAAAUUCUUCUCCUCCCUCUUCCCUCUCUCUGUUUAUUAAGACUACAACACGUCAGAGAGCUUCGUCCCUUCACAUGGGUUUAGAUUUUCAAAUAUUUUCUUUUUCUCGAGGGUUUAUUCAUCAUCGGCAGCAGCAGAAAUAUCAACAAAAAUAACACUCAGCUUUAUUUCUUUUGGAAUUUCAAGAGAAGAGAAACAAUUCUCUAAUUGAUUUUGAUAGCUUAAACAAUCCAGGUUAUAAAGUUAGAAACUUAAAUAAUAAUAAAAAGAGAGUAGAGGAUGAAUCACUGCGUUCCCGAUUUCGAAAUGGGAGACGAUUAUUCAAUCCCUUCUUCUUCUAGCUUAACUCGCUCCAAAAAACCUCCCAUGCCAGAGGAUGAAAUCAUGGAGCUGUUAUGGCAAAACGGUCAAGUUGUUGUGCAGAGUCAAAACCAAAGAUCUUUCAAGAAAUCACCGCCGUUCAAAUUCCACGACGCCGAUCAAUCAGCUCCGAAGGAGAUCCGAUCAUCUCCAUCUCAUCAUCAACAUCAUCAGCAACAGCAGCAACAAUCGGUUACCGAUCAUCUCUUCAUGCAAGAAGAUGAAAUGGCUUCAUGGCUUCACUAUCCUCUCAACGACGCCAACUUCGACCACGAUUUCUGCGCUGAUCUCCUCUAUCCUUCUUCUUCCGCCGCCGCCGCCGCUAAUCCUUGCGUCACCUCCACCGCCACCGCCGCUCCUCCUCCACUCGGAAGAGUUUCUCAAGUUUCGGCUUCGGCGGCGGCGUCAGCUCCUCGGCCGCCGAUACCACCGGCGAGGAGGAAUGAGUUGGAGUCGACGAGGAUCCAGAACUUCGUUCACUUCUCGAGGCAUAAAACAGCGAGGGUGGAGCAAUCUGGACCGUCUAAUUCGAAGAGUGUAGUGAGGGAAUCGACGGUCGUUGACUCGAGCGAGACUCCGGCGAUGGCCCCCGAUUCGAGAGGCUCUCAGGCUGUGCCUAGCAACACCGAGGCAGCAUCUGGCGGGAACAACAACAAUGCAUCCGCCACCGUGAGCGCCGCUGCAGUUGCCAGCACGCAAUCAGCUGGCGUCAGUGUAGAUGCCACCAAAGACAAUUUGGCCACGUGCGAGGUCACAGUAACGUCAUCUCCUGGCGGCUCCAGUGCCAGCGCGGAGCCGGCGACUCAGAAGGCUGCGCCGGCUGAGGACCGGAAGCGUAAAGGAAGAGAACCGGACGACGCCGAAUGUCACAGCGAGGAUGCUGAGUUUGAAUCCGCUGACACAAAGAAACAAACACGUGGAUCCACAUCUACAAAAAGGUCUCGUGCUGCGGAGGUCCAUAACCUCUCAGAGAGGAGGCGCAGAGAUAGGAUAAAUGAAAAGAUGAGGGCUUUGCAAGAACUUAUACCUCGUUGCAACAAGUCAGACAAAGCUUCAAUGCUGGAUGAAGCAAUUGAAUACCUGAAGUCACUUCAGUUGCAAGUUCAGAUGAUGUCCAUGGGUUGUGGCAUGGUCCCAGUGAUGUUUCCUGGAGUUCAGCAGUACAUGCCAACAAUGGGAAUGGGAAUUGGGAUGGGCAUGGGCAUGGGCAUGGAUAUGGGAAUAAGUCGGCCAAUGAUGCCAUUUCCCAAUGUUUUGGCCGGUUCAGCAUUACCAACACCAGCUGCUGCAGCUCAUUUGGGUCCAAGGUUUCCUCUGCCAGCCUUUCAUAUGCCACUACCAGUUCCAGCUCCUGAUCCAUCAAGAAUCCAACCAAACAAUCAGUCAGAAGCCAUGCUAAACACGCUUGGCAUGCAAAAUCCAACCCAGCCGCGGGCCCCAAAUUUUGCUGAUCCUUAUCAGCAAUAUCUUGGUCUUCAACAGAUGCAAUUACCCCCACUCCAGAGUCAAGGAAUGGCCCAGCCAAGUUCCCGUAAACCAAGUAGCAGUAGGGGAGCUGAGAAUCUUAAAAAUCACCCAUCUGGUGACAUGACACGGUAGCGGCUAAUAUGUUGGCUGGCUGGCUAAGUUGGGGCUAGCUACUCUCAUUUCGGACUGAUAGCAGAUUCUGUUGUCUCAAUUCUGGUUGACUGUUGCUUGUGUAUUCCUUUGAAUCGAUAACAUACAAAAUUGAAGAUAGAGUUCCUGUGCAUUGCAGGUUGACAGUUGUGCGUCCGGGAAAGGUUCUCGCCUUUCUAAAAGUUUUGUAGUGUAAGAGAACUGCCUCUCCAUUCAAUUAGCUAAUUUGUUAUAAACACAGCUAACAUGUAAUUAUUACACCAACAUAGAAAUAGUUCCUUACCUUCCAGUUUCGACUCUCACCUUUGUUUUCCCCUACAUUUUCCCCUUACUAGGUUAUAUAGUUUGUUUUAAUUAAAAUUUAGGAACAAAACAAAACAAAAAAGGCCAUCUUUGCCUUGGUGGGAUGGCUCUGGUUUGCCGACACACCCCCAAAUUGAGGAAAACGUUAUCCAUAGGCUAACACUGAAGAAAGUACGAAACGAAAACUGUCUUCAUUGAUCAGCUUAUACGUGGAAUUGUGGUCCAUUACGUAUCUAUUUUUUUGGACUUGAUCAGCAGGGGAUGUAAGAUUUAGAGGAACUUGGAAAAGAACAUAUUUCCUGGAGGUUUCAAUUUGUAGACUGGUCUCAGUUGCAACCUAGCUAUCUUGUGAACCUUAAAAUGGCCCACAUGAUGGACCUUUAAUA